CAGAAAUUGUAUCAUUGGAUUGAUGGAGAUUAUUAUUUGAUCAGUUUAUUUAAUUUCUGUGAUUUAUUUGAGGUUAAAUUGUUUGGAUUAGUUGAUUGGAUGAUUAAAGUGUUGAUGGUGAACAAUUAAGAAGAGGAAGAAUCAGAGAAAUGAGAUCUAAUCUACUCUGGAAGGAGCAAUUUAAUGAUCGAGAGGGAAGUCCAUUGUGCAUGUAUGAUGUGGCCUUUAGUCCUGAUAAUAAUCAUGUCGCUGCUACCGGAGGGACUAAUAUUUAUAUUUACAACUCGAAGGACGGAGUUUUGGUAACAUCAUUAAAGAAUCACCGAGAAACAGUUUUAGGCUUAUCUUAUUCUAUGGAUGGCCGACGAUUUGCCUCUGGGUCAGCUGAUAAACAAGUGAUUAUCUGGACAUCCAAAUAUGAAGGGAUUCUCAAAUAUUCGCACAAUGAAAGUGUCCGUUGUUUACAAUUUAAUCCAAUUACUGGUCAAUUGGUCAGUUGUGCUAAUCUCGAUUUUGGUAUCUGGUCACCCGAUCAAAAGUCUGUAAUUAAACAUAAAAUCUCAUCACCGAUUAAUUGUUGCGCUUGGUCACCCGAUGGUCAUCAUUUAGCACUUGGUACAAAUGCUGGAUUUAUAUCACUUCGAUCAAGGAUUGGUGAAGAAAAGCAAAGAAUUGAUAAAAUGGGUUCGUCGAUUGGUUCAAUUUGGGGAAUUACAUUUAUCUCCAAUCGGGAAGACGAUUCAAUCACAUUGGUUACUGUUGAUUGGUCUAAAUCAUUGACAUUUUUUGACAUCUCAGGUAAACAGAUCGGUAAGGAUCGUCCUAUUGGAUACGAACCUUUGUCAUUACAAUGUUUCCAAGGCGGUGAUUAUUUACUAAUUAGUGGGACUAAUCGAGAGGCCACUUUACACUCACGGGAGGGAAUUACAAUCGGCUCAGUCCACAAAGAUACCGGGUGGAUAUGGUCAGCGAAACCCUCAUCCGAUGGUAGUAAAGUUGCAAUGACCACUCAAAAUGGUAACUUAAUUGUUUGCGAAUUAAUUUUCUCAACAAUUCAUAGUUUAUAUAAAGAUCGUUAUGCUUAUCGGGAAAAUAUGUCCGAUGAUAUUCAGCAUUUAAUUACUGAAGAAAAAGUUAGGAUUAAAUGUCGAGAUUUAGUUAAACGAUUGGCAAUUUUCAAGAAUCGAUUAGCAAUUCAAUUGUCCGAGCGAAUCGUGAUCUAUGAAUUGACCUCAGAAAAUUUAUCAUCAAAUGAUAUGCAUUAUAAAGUAAAGGAGAAAAUUAAUCAAAAGUUUGAUUGUAAUUCGUUAAUUGUUACAUCUAAUUGUUUGGUAAUUUGCUCGGAAAGGAAAUUGCAAUGUUAUUCCUUUCAGGGUCACCUUGAACGCGAAUGGGUAUUGGACAGUUCAAUAAGGUAUCUACGAGCAGUUGGAGGUUCAAUCGGUCGAGAAUCAAUAUUAAUCGGCCUUAAAUCAGGUCAAAUUGUUCAGAUUUUCAUUAAUAAUCCGUUUCCAGUGAACAUUGUCAAGAUCACGAAUCCAGUUCGAUGUCUUGACCUGAGUAUGUUUCGUAAAAAAUUAUCAAUAGUCGAUGAUAAAAGUAACCUUUAUGUUUACGAUUUAUCGACCAAGGAUCUAAUCUAUCAGGAAAAAAAUGCCAAUAGUGUUGCUUGGAACAGCCAAUUUGAAGAUAUGAUUUGUUAUUCCGGUUUGGGUAACCUUUCAAUCAAAGCUUCAGAUUUUCCAGUUCAUCGUCAACAAUUACAGGGAAUUGUUGUUGGUUUUUGUGGAGCUAAAGUUUUCUGUCUAAAUUACGAUGCAAUCUCAUCAAUUGAAGUGUCACAAUCAGUGCCAAUGUAUCAAUACAUUGAGAGGAAAAUGUUUAGAAAAGCCUAUCAAACUGCCUGUUUAAAGGUGACUGAUUAUGAUUGGGAACAAUUAGCUCAUACAGCUCUUGAUUCAAUUGAAUUAACAAUCGCCAAGAAAGGAUUUACUCGAACUCGAAAUUAUCUUUACCUUGAGCUUAUCCAUAAUUAUCUUGUCUCCGGAUUAACAUCCAACAAAUCAACUGAGAUUUCAUUUCUCGGCGAUGUACUGGCCUAUCGUGGUCAAUUUACCGAAGCAGCUCGAUUAUAUAAACAGGCUGGACACGACGAUAAAGCGGUUAACAUGUACACUGACCUGAGGAUGUUUGAUCAAGCCCAAGAUUUAGUUGAAUCAAGUGAUACCGUUUACAAGAAACAAUUAGCCGUUAAAAGAGCUGAUUGGGUUCACAAUAUAAAUGAACCAAGAGCAGCGGCUGAAAUGUACUUAUCAGCCGGUGAUGUGACCAAAGCAAUUGAGAUAAUGGGUCAACAUGGUUGGGUCGAUAUGCUAAUGAAUGUAAUUCGUACCCUGGACAAAGGUGACCACAACAAUUUAUCCCUUUGUGCCUCUUACCUGAUUAAACAUAAACAAUUUUUCACCGCCGCUGAAGUUUAUGACAAAAUGGGCGAUCAUGUUAAUCUAGCAAAAGUAUACGUUGAAUCAAAUCAAUGGGACGAAGCAUUUAAAUUAGUUAAUCAAUAUCCCGAUAUGAGGGAAACUGUUUAUCUACCUUAUGCUAAAUGGUUAGCAGAAAAUGAUAAAUUCAUUGAGGCUCAACAAGCCUUUCAUAAAGCAGGAGCAAUUGGCGAUGCUUUAAAUUAUCUUAAUCAGCUGAUGGAAAAUGCAAUUAACGAGUGUAGGUUUAAUGAUGCUUCUUAUUAUUGUUGGAUAUUGUCAACUCAAUGUCUUGAAUUAGCUGAAUCUUCAACACCACAAUCAAGCCGACAGAUUAAAUUGUUACAAAAGUUCAAUCAAUUCCAGAAUCAAGCUGAUAUUUAUUUCGCUUACCAUAAUAUUCACAGAUACAUUGAAGAGCCAUUUACCUCAUUUUUUCCUGAUGCACUUUUCUCAAUGGCAAGAUACCUUUACCAUGAAACAUUGGACCUUGAUUUACCUGGAAUAUCAAAAGUGUCAAUACUUUACGCUUUCGCUAAACAAGGUCGCAAUCUUGGUGCCUUCAAAUUGGCUCGACUUAUUUAUGAGAAACUUCAUAAUCUUAAGAUACCAAGUAGAUUUGAAGAGGCAAUUGAAAUGGCCGAUGUUACAAUUAGAGCUAAACCAUUCAGUGAUUCUGAGGAUUUGUUACCAUUGUGUUAUCGUUGCUCAACAACUAAUCCUCUUUAUAAUAGUAAAGGAAAUCAAUGUAUUAAUUGUCAACAACCUUAUAUUUUUUCAUUCGCUAAUUUUGAUAUUCUACCUUUGGUUGAGUUUAAAUUGGAAGAUGAUUUAGAUGAAAAUGAAGCUCUCAAGAUAAUUAAUCACGAAUCGGUUACAUUUAAAAGUCUAUUAGAACCUAAGGUGAAAAAUACUAAUGAUGGUAGAGGAGGAAACGGAAGUGGGUGGAAGGAGGAAUAUGAUUCUAAUUAUCAAGCUCUCAGAUUCGAUGAUAAUGAUCAGUUAAAUGAAUCAAAUUCUUAUGGUAUUGAAUCGGGUGUUGAGAAAAGUUCAUGGGUUGAAGAUCCGUUUACUGAAAGAAUGGCCACUUUUCAAGAAACUGACCUCGAUUAUAAGCCGAUCACAGUUGAUGCCCGAUUAUUGUCCACUAUUAAUCCGUCCGAUAUUCUGGUCGUCAUGGCCUCAACCGUUAAAAUACGUUUCUAUCGUAAUCUAAUGCCCGACAUUCAAAUAUCUUUAUGUCAACAUUGCUUCAGGUUUUUCCAUACAGAUGAAUUAGAGAUGCAAAUUUUACAGAAUGGACAUUGUCCAUUUUGUCGUAAUUCAAGUAAAUUAACUGGAAAUACUUGAUAAUUAACUUGGUAAGUGUUUCGUUUUCAAUGAUAAUCAAUUUGUAUCAACAUGUUCAAUGUAACAAUCUAAUUACAAUCAACUGGUUACAAUUAAAUUUUGAUUCUUUUACAAAUCAAUUACUUUCAAUAUUAAUAUAAGGCAUGAAAAUUUAAUCACCACAGUUUAAUUACUUUAAUCAUUGAGAUUGAUGAUUUAUUUUAAUUGUGCUAAAAUCUGUCAAUGAUUAUCAUUGGCAAAGGUUAAUUGUAAUAAUCAUUUUGUAGCAAUAUUAAUUAAAGC
Molecule: messenger RNA, 4112 nt
Organism: Panonychus citri (citrus red mite)
Lineage: Eukaryota; Metazoa; Arthropoda; Arachnida; Trombidiformes; Tetranychidae
Gene: Oseg1
Product: intraflagellar transport protein 122 homolog
Biological process (GO): intraciliary retrograde transport; non-motile cilium assembly; protein localization to cilium
Cellular component (GO): non-motile cilium; intraciliary transport particle A
Molecular function (GO): protein binding
Source: RefSeq, a predicted model, not a curated record